AUGUCGUUGUCAGCCCUAAUAAAGAGUCAGCUAGGAUAUAAGUCUAUGAUAGAAAAUGCUUAUGAAAAUUAUAAAAAAUCACCAAAAGAACGCUUAUGUAAAGAGUCGUAUUUACUCACUAGGUUAGAUUCAUUAGAAGAAAAAUGGCAGAUAUUCGCAGAAACGCAUAAAAAAAUGUCUAUAGAGUUGUCAGAGCAAUUAGUAGAAUCUAAAUACUACAAAGAAAGUGUUUAUGAAAGUGUAGAGGAAAUGUAUAUUGAUUAUAAGUCUGAUAUCAGAGAAGCAUUAUUUGUUCUAAAGACUCAAGCUAGUGUCUCAAGUUCUUGUUCUCAUUUAACUUCUAAAGUUGAAAGCAAUGUAAUACACUCCAUGGCAACCAGCUCUAACGCUGUAGCCAAAUUUAACUGUCCUUAUUGCAAUAAUGAGCAUAAAAUAUCUAACUGUAAAGAAUUUGCCGCGGUUGGUUAUAACACUCGACAUAAUUUCGUCCAAGAUAAUGGUCUUUGCUUUAAUUGCUUAGGUCGUAACCACUCUGCUAACACGUGCCGUUUAUUCACGAGAUGUCGCAUUUGUAAGCAUAAGCACCACUCAUUGCUUCACCCAAAACCAAUAACAGAAACACAAAAAGCUGUUUUGUCCAAGCCAGAUUUGUCAGUUGAAGUUAAGUCUGUACUGUCAAAGAUAAAGACAGCUCAAGAAAAGCCGGAAUCGACUACGAACAUUACAGCGCAUUUUUCUAAAAAGAUAGUACCUAAUCAAAUUCUUCUAGCAACUGCACUUGUUGUAGCAGAGGCAAGAAACGGUUAUGCCCACUUGAUCAGAGCUCUACUUGAUCAGGGUUCGCAAGCAUCAUUUGUUACAGAGUCAACGGUACAAGUACUUGGCCUCAGGAAGAUACCCAACCCUAGCUUCCAAAUACAAGUGCGUGCGCAUGUUUUAGGCUCGAUAACUAGUCUACUUCCAUCGGAGAAGCUAGUUAAUGUAGAUUGGCCAGAAUUGGCUAAUAUCACUCUUGCCGACCCGCAAUUUUACAGCCCAAGUAAAAUAGACGUUUUACUUGGUGCAGACGUUUACAGUCAGGUUAUAAGAGAAGGGUUGGUCAAGGGUCCUAAUGGCAUUCCAACUGCUCAGUGUACUGCCUUAGGAUGGAUACUAUCUGGCCCCACACAGUUACCUGAUCAUAAUCAAACACCUUUAUCUCAUUGUCACCAUAAUAUUAUUAGCAUGCACUCUCAAACUGAUGACAAUGAAUUACUAAAGAGAUUUUGGCAAAUUGAGUCCGAUUUCCGUGAAAGCAAGAUUCUUAACCAGGAAGAACAGCGAUGUGAAGAAUAUUACAGUAAUACCACUCAACGGGAUCCAACAGGUCGAUACAUAGUGAGACUUCCCUUCCGUGAAGACAAUCCUCAAUGUAAGUAUGGGAAUUCCAGAGACAUUGCAAUAAAGCGAUUUCAUCUUCUUGAAAACCGUUUCAAAAAGAACUCAGAAUUCAAGGCAAGAUAUUCCGAAGUCAUUCAUGAAUAUUUGAACCUAAGCCAGAUGCAACUUAUAACUGGCAGUGACCUUAAUAAAUCGGAAUCAGUGUAUUUACCCCAUCACGCCGUUAUAAGAGAGGAUAAAAUUACUACGAAGGUUAGAGUAGUGUUUGACGCCUCUUGCAAGGGAACAAACGGAGUAUCUCUAAACGAUACAUUGAUGAUUGGCCCCACGCUUCAGCAAGACUUACGUCAUAUUAUUAUCCGAUGGCGUAUGCAUCCAAUAUGUCUUAGUGCAGAUAUUAUGAAAAUGUAUCGCCAAAUUAUCGUUGCAGAUCAAGACACAGACUUCCAAAGGCUAGUUUGGAGAGAUGAGCCUGAGUCUGAAAUUAAAGAAUUCAAAUUAGUAAGGGUUACAUUUGGCACAUCAUCGGCUCCCUACCUAGCAGUAAAGACACUACAUCAGGUCACAAUUGAUGAAGGUAAGGAAUUUCCCAAUGUAGCUGAAACGGUAAAAACGGAUUUCUACGUGGACGAUCUGUUGACUGGAUGUCAGACAGUGGAAGAAGGAAAAGGCAUUUAUGAAGAUAUGAAAAGGUUACUGAAAAAGGGAGGUUUUGAAUUGCAGAAAUGGGUAACAAACAACAAAGAUUUAGCAGAAGAAAUAAUGGAUGGACACGGAAAGGAGGUAGGAAAGGUUGAUAUUAAGAUCGAUAAGGUAGUUAAGGUAUUGGGUCUUUUCUGGGAUAAAGAAACGGAUAAUUUUCAAUACAGUGUACAACUUCCUGAAUUGAAUAAUCCUAUUACCAAGAGGAAGGUAGUAACGAGCAUCUCACGUCUGUUCGACCCCUUGGGAUGGCUAGCGCCUUGCAUCAUCACAGCUAAAGUAAUGAUCCAGAAAUUAUGGCUGGCAGGAAUAGACUGGGAUGACGAACUGCCAGAUGAGUUACUAAAGGAGUGGAAUUUUUACACAUCUGAGCUAAUAAAUAUUCGCGAGCUUAGUAUUCCAAGGUGGCUCAAGACUAAAGUAGAUGAUACUUGCAUGGAGCUUCAAGGUUUUUGCGAUGCGUCCAACUCUGCAUACGCUGCGGUCGUUUACUUAAGAGCGAUUGAUGCUAAAGGUAAUAUACACGUCAAUCUAGUUACGGCAAAGACUAAGGUUGCUCCAACUAUGCAAAUCUCCAUUCCUCGCCUUGAACUUAUGGGAGCAGUUCUUUUAGCUAAGUUAAUCACAAAUGUGGCUAAUAUUCUGGGAAUCGAUCAUAACAAUAUACACGGCUGGACCGACUCCACUGUGGUAUUGGCGUGGCUCAGCAGUCAUCCUAGUCGGUGGACAACGUUUAUAGGCAACAGAACGUCAGAUGUUCUGUCAAAUCUGGACAAUACGCAAUGGGCACACGUUCGAUCGGCCCAAAAUCCAGCAGAUCUCGCUUCCAGAGGCUGCACUCCUUUGGAACUUGCUGAAAAUAGCUUGUGGCUGCAGGGUCCAUCAUGGUUAAAAGAUGGCAAUAUUAUUUACAAAAGGCCAAAGUCCAUCUCGACUACUUUGGAACAAAGAAAAUUAAAGGUCCACGCUGUAACUAAUAGUCAAUUUGCUACUGAUUUCGAUCUAUGGAAAAAAUUCUCGUCAUUACAAAGGCUUAUACGAGUUGUUGCCUUUUGUCGCAGAUUCCUAAGGUACAAAAGAAAUAGUAGGUUUAAACCUUACCUUACAAGCACCGAGCUGCAGGAAUCUUUAGACGUUUGUAUAAAACAAUGUCAACUCGCAGAUUUAAGAGAUGCCAAGCAAAAAUUGAAACCGUUAAGCCCUUUUCUUGAUGAUAAGGGAAUAAUGAGAGUGGGAGGUAGAAUUCAGAAUGCUAAUCUUCCUACAGAUACUAAGCAUCCUAUUAUUCUUCCCCAUAAGAGCCACUUUACCAAUUUAGUUAUUGAUGAGGCCCACCGAAAGACAUUACACGGAGGUCCAACACUCAUGCUAAACCAUUUGCGCACAAAAUAUUGGAUUAUAUCGGCUAAGAGCCUAGUUAAAAUGCAUGUGCGUAAUUGUGUAGUGUGUGUUCGCCAAGCGGCAGUGACAAAAAAUCAGUUUAUGGGUCAGUUACCAUUUAGCAGAGUAACACCAGCUAGACCAUUCCUUCACAGUGGUGUGGAUUUUGCUGGCCCAAUUAAUGUCCGAAUGUCUAAGGGAAGAGGUAAUAAAUCAUACAAGGGUUAUAUUAGUCUUUUUGUAUAUAUGGCAACAAAGGCCAUACAUUUAGAACUAAUAAACGAUCUCACUAGUGAUGUCUUCAUAGCAGGCUUUAAGCGUUUUGUAGCUCGUAGAGGACAUGUGAGUGAAAUAUGGAGCGACAAUGGAACAAACUUUGUUGGAGCAUCCAAGGAACUUCUUAAAUUCGUCACCGCUGAACAGUCAUCAGUCGCUCUUGAAAUUCGUGAGUGGUUAAGCAACAAUAGUGUUUCAUGGCAUUUCAUUCCUGCUCAUGCGCCAAACUUUGGCGGGCUAUGGGAAGCAGGCGUGAAGGCUAUGAAAUUUCAUUUAAAACGAGUGAUUGGCGUUUCUACAAUGACAUAUGAAGAGUUAACCACCGUUCUCACGCAAAUAGAAGCAUGUCUAAACUCAAGGCCUUUAUCGAUAUUACCAGAUAAUCACAGUGAUCCCGCGCCUCUAACUCCAGGACAUUUCCUCGUUGGCGAAGCUCUAGUAAUUGUACCAGAACGAAACUAUGAACAUAGUAACAUCAGUACUCUGAGACGCUGGCAAAUGACUCAAAGAAUGGUACAGGAUUUUUGGCGAAGGUGGUCCAAAGAGUAUUUGGUGAAUUGUUUACAGAGAUAUAAAUGGUCAAAGAUAAUACCCGAACCUGAAAUUGGAAACAUAGUUUUAAUUAAGGAGGACAAUCUUCCUCCAGGCCGUUGGCUGUUAGGAAGAGUGGUUGCGAAGCAUCCUGGCUUAGACCAAAUCACUCGCGUUGUGACUUUGAAGUGUGGUCAAUCUCUCUUAAAAAGACCAACUUCAAGGUUAUGUAUUUUGCCUGUUACACAAUAA
Molecule: messenger RNA, 4521 nt
Organism: Parnassius mnemosyne (clouded apollo)
Lineage: Eukaryota; Metazoa; Arthropoda; Insecta; Lepidoptera; Papilionidae
Source: the annotation of a GenBank genome assembly